AUGGUUCACUUCUUGCACCUGGGCCUCUCAUCCCCGACCAUGGUCCUCCCAGACGCUCAGAAGGAUGCUUUGGGCUACUGCGUGGUGACGGAGGAGUCAUCUCCCCACUCUUUGGUCAAUAUAUGCUUGAACGUCCUUAUUGCUAACCUGGAGAAAUUGUGUUCUAAAAGACCUGAUGGGACACUGUGCCUUCCGGAGCAUUGGAAUAUCCCUCAGGAAGUGGCUGAUCGAUUUCUUGGAGUGAUGACUUGGGAAGGCAAGCUGACUGAUAGAACAGCGAGUAUUUUCCAAGGCAACCAAAUGAAGCUGAAGCUGGCCAAUAUCCAAAAAGCUAAGCUUUCUCCAUCUGCAUUCCUGAAAGCCUUCUGCCAUCACAAGCUCACUGAGCUGAAUGCUACUGCAGUACACACAGACCUUCCAGUCCAAGACAUCGUAAGUGGACUCUGCAGCAAUAGCUGGAUCCAGCAAAAUCUUCAGUGUCUCCUGUUGGACUCCACAAGUAUCCCUACAGAUUCAAGUAUAUACUUCUUUGGAAAGCUCACCGGCCUUCGUGUUUUAAGCGUUUUUAAUGUUUGUUUUCAUAAUGAAGACCUAGCUAAUGUUUCUCAGUUACCAAGACUGGAGAGCUUGGAUAUAUCCAAUACCUUGGUCACCAACAUCUCUGCUCUCCUUACCUGUAAGGACCGUCUCAAAUUUCUCACAAUGCACUAUCUGAAAUGCCUGACUAUGACCAAACCACAAGUUCUUGCAGUCAUUAAAGAACUUAAAUGCCUGCUUCACCUUGAUAUUUCUGACCACAGGCAACUCAAAUCAGACCUAGCUUUUUAUUUGCUACAGCAGAAGGAUAUCCUGCCUAAUGUGGUGUCACUGGAUAUUUCUGGGGGCAGUUACAUCACUGAUGGAGCUAUAGAAGUAUUUAUUCAGCAGCGGCCUACAAUGCAGUUUGUGGGAUUAUUGGCUACGGAUGCUGGUUAUUCUGACUUCUUUACUACAAAGCAAGACUUGAGGGUUGCUGGAGGAGCCAAUCUGAGUCAGAUUUCAGAAGCACUGAGCAGAUACAGGAACCGGGCAUGUUUUAUGAAGGAAGCUCUCUACAGACUCUUUACAGAGACGUUUUCAGUGCAGAUAACUAUGCCUGCCAUUUUAAAGCUUGUGACUACAGGAAUGAGGAACCAUCCAUUGGACUUGCCAGUGCAGUUCACAGCCAGUGCUUGUGCCCUCAACUUAACGCGCCAGGGCCUGGCCAAGGGAAUGCCUGUUCGUCUAUUGUCAGAGUUUACCUGUCUGCUUUUCAAGGCCCUGAAAAAUUUCCCCCAUUACCAGCAGUUACAGAAGAACUGCCUACUUUCCUUAACCAAUUCCAGGAUUCUUGUGGAUGUUCCAUUUGACAGAUUUGAUGCUGCCAAAUUUGUCAUGAGAUGGCUCUGUGACCGUGAAAACCCCAAGAUGCAAACAAUGGCAGUGAGCAUCACCUCUCUUCUAGCCCUGCAGCUCUCACCUGAACAAAGUGCACAACUCAAGGGAGAGCUCCUUAUGGCGGUCAAAGAGCUUCUAGCAAUAGUAAAACAGAAGAUGAUUGAGAAUUUAGAUGAUGUCACCCUCUUGUUUACUUUGAAAGCACUUUGGAAUCUUUCAGAUGAUUCUCCAGCUGUGUGCAAGCACUUUAUUGAAAAUGAAGGAUUGGCAAUCUUCAUCCAAGUCUUGGAGACUUUUUCAGAGUCAGCAAUACAAAUCAAAGUUCUUGGCUUUUUGAACAACAUAGCCGAAGUCAAAGAGCUGUCUUCCAACUUGGUGACCGAAGAUGUGGUGAAGCAUAUCAGCGGUUUGCUCCAUAGCAAAGAAAUGGAAGUCAGCUAUUUAGCUGCAGGCAUUAUAGCCCAUCUUGCAUCUGACAAAGAAUCCUGGAUGUCCCUUGGCCUACAGAGGAGUUCUCUUCUUCAGGACCUGCAUGCCACCAUCCAGAACUGGCCAAGUUCAAAUUGUCACAUGACAGCAGUGGUGACCUACAGAUCUUUCAAGGCAUUUUUCCCACUCCUUGGCAACUUCUCUCAGCCAGAAGUACAGCUAUGGGCACUGUGGGCCAUGUACCACGUCUGCAGUAAAAACCCCAGCAAAUACUGCAAAAUGUUAGUUGAAGAAGAAGGAUUGCAACUUUUGUGUGAUAUCCAGGCUCACAAGGGUGCAGACUCCGAAGCACUCCAGAUUGCAACUGCCAUUCUAGAUGACUUCAGAAUGCAUUUCAUGAAUUAUCAGAAACCCCUCUCUGUCAAAUUCCCCUAA
Messenger RNA from Chrysochloris asiatica (Cape golden mole), 2280 nucleotides. It is a transcript of the gene ZYG11A, whose product is annotated as zyg-11 family member A, cell cycle regulator. Lineage: Eukaryota; Metazoa; Chordata; Mammalia; Afrosoricida; Chrysochloridae. Gene Ontology annotation, cellular component: Cul2-RING ubiquitin ligase complex. Bases 1 to 2280 code for a protein of 759 amino acids. The transcript has 14 exons. The record is from RefSeq and is a predicted model, not a curated record.